Scleropages formosus (Asian bonytongue) is the source of this 8212-nucleotide messenger RNA. Its product is annotated as SRC kinase signaling inhibitor 1-like. Gene Ontology annotation, cellular component: cytoplasm; actin cytoskeleton; postsynaptic density. Bases 348 to 3959 code for a protein of 1203 amino acids. The transcript is spliced from 20 exons. NCBI's taxonomy places the organism in Eukaryota, Metazoa, Chordata, Actinopteri, Osteoglossiformes, Osteoglossidae. Gene Ontology annotation, biological process: regulation of dendritic spine morphogenesis. The record is from RefSeq and is a predicted model, not a curated record.
GCUGAACAGCUCCCCUGCACACACUCUGAGGCAUAAGCACGGAUGCUAACGACGUACGCGCACUCACGGGUGCGCGUAUGGUGUCACAGUGCCGCUGGACAAGAGCCAUAGCAAACGAGGAUCCGGGCUGGGAGGAGAAAGAGGAGGAAAGAAAGGAAGGAGGACGGAAGGAGGAAAGGAGCAAAUAGGAGCAGCAGCAGUCUGAGGAAAGACAAGCACAGUGUGAAAGGAAAGAGACAGGAGAGAGGAGGAGGAGGAGGAAAAAAAAACAAUAUUACGCACAACACAAGUGCUUCGUGUUGCAGAAUGGGAAAUGCACCAUCCCAAGGCAUGUCAACUCUAUCUCCAUGCAUACUUUAGUAGCAGAUCCCGAGCGCAGCGGCGGUCACAUGAUCUCGAUGGAUGACGCCGAGUACCCACGGGAGUACCGCACACUGGGCAGUGGUCCGCGACGCUUCUCCAAUGUGGGCCUGGUGCACACUUCAGAGCGCCGGCACACAGUUGUCGCUGCCCAGAGCCUGGAGGCGCUCAGUGGCCUACCCAAGGUGGAUGCUGAGCGCCGGCGGGACGCCCUCAUGGACCACAUCAAGAGCAAGUACCCAGCCCAGCAUGCUGCUUCCCCGUCUCCAUCCCACGGCGCUCCAAGGGGAAGCACAGAGCGCCCUCGCGAGCAGCAGCAGCAGCAGCCAAACUACUGGAGCUUUAAGAGCCGGAGCCCUCGCCACUCCCAGUCCACUCAGGUUGGUCUGGCGGACCAGGCCACCAAGUUAUCGUUUGCGUCAGCCGAAUCCCUCGAGACCAUGUCGGAGGCUGACAUCCCUCUGGGCUUCAACCGCAUGAACCGCUUCCGGCAGAGCCUACCGCUGUCGCGCUCUGCCAGCCAGACCAAGCUGCGCACACCAGGUGUGCUCUUCUUGCAGUAUGGGGACGAGACACGGCGUGUCCACAUUACACAUGAGCUGAGCAGUCUGGAUACCCUGCACGCACUCAUCGCCCACAUGUUCCCCCAGAAGCUCACAGUGGGUAUGCUGAAGUCCCCUGGCACGGCCAUCCUCAUCAAAGACGAGGCACGCAAUGUCUUCUAUGAGCUGGAGGAUGUACGUGACAUCCAAGACCGGAGCGUCAUCAAGAUCUACCGCAAGGAGCCCAUUUAUGCUUCGUACCCAGCAGCCCACCUGGCCAAUGGGGAUCUGAGGGUGAGCAAGAGAGAGAUGGUGUACACGUCUCGGGAAUCCUCCCCAACCCGCCGGCUCAACCACCUGCCCUCCUCGUCCUCGCCACCUUCAGGCUCACCCUCUCGCUCCCGCCUCUCGUACAGCGGGGGCCGGCCCCCCUCCUUCACCGGGCCCGCCCACAGCCAGCCGCACCCGCACCCCCACCACCCGCUGGCAGCCCACCCCCACCACCCUCCUGCGGCGCAUCCCCAGGCAGGCCUCUCACCAUCCCCAAGCGCCAUCCUGGAGCGGCGUGACGUAAAACCGGAUGAGGAGGUGUCGGGCAAGAGCAUGGUUCUGCUGAAGAACGAGGGACUGUACGCAGACCCUUACGGCCUGGUGCACGAAGGACGCCUCAGCAUUGCUUCCACACAGUCACUGGCUGCCCUCGGGGAGCCCUUUGCUUUCCCAGUGCCGGGGGGACUUUACAGGCGGGGUUCUGUGCGCUCACUCAGCACGUACUCCGCUGCUGCCCUACAGGGGGAGUUGGAGGAAGCCCUCUAUAAGCCCGGAGGUCCAUUGUAUCAUGACUCUUAUGCUACAUCUGCCACGCUGGGCAUGGGCUUCCGGAUGCCCCCUUCAUCCCCACAGAAGAUCCCCGAUGCCCAGGUGCGGGACCGGGACUCCUACUCGGGGUCGCCUAGCCGAGGCUCCCCUGUGCGCCAGGGCCUGCGCAAGGACUCUGCCUCCUCCUCUGUCUUUGUGGAGAGCCCAAAGUCCCGCUCGGGCUCUGGCUCGGACGCACUCUGUGGAGCGCUCGUCCCAGCUGGGGAGGUAGCCCGCGGAACGUCAGGGUUCAGCUCCUCUCUACCGGGCAAUGAGGCAGAGACACGGGAGCGGAUGGAAGCAAUGGAGAAGCAGAUUGCCAGCCUCACUGGCCUGGUGCAGAGUGUGCUGACCAGGGGACCAGAUAGCGACAGCACUGAGAAGACUGAAUCCACGAGUGACUGUUCAGGCACUGGAACUGGACGCCUUAAAAAAAGGAAAGCCCUGACACCCUCUGCACCCUUAGCCUUGAUGCCACCUCCUCCGACCAUAGCCGCUCAGGCCACUACGGUCACACGUCUACAGAUGCAGCUGCAUCUGCAUGACUUGCAGCUGAAUGCCACCGAACUGCGUGACCAGCUGUCCCAGCUGCGCAAAAUGCAGCUCCAGAACCAGGACUCGGUGCGGUCCCUGCUGAAGCGGACGGAAACGGAGAUCAGCGCCCGGAUGACAGAUGCCCUCCGCAAGCAGGAGGAUCCCCUGCAGAGACAACGCCUCCUAGUGGAAGAGGAGAGACUGAAGUAUCUCAAUGAAGAGGAGCUCAUCAUCCAGCAGCUGCAUGACCUGGAGAAGUCUGUGGAAGAGAUCCAAAAGGACUCAUCAGUGAAUCACAAACUGGUGACAAUGCAGGAGCUGGAAGAGAAAGCUGGGGUGUUGAGGAAGCUGGGAGAGACCCUCACUGAACUCAAGAACCAGUUCCCGAGCCUGCAGAGUAAGAUGCGUGUGGUGCUGAGAGUCGAGGUGGAGGCCGUUAAAUUUCUCAAAGAGGAGCCGCAAAGGCUGGACGCCCUGCUGAAACGCUGCAAGAAUGUCACCGACACGCUGACCAUGCUGCGCAGGCAGGCGAAUGAAGGAAUAUGGAAGACACCGGAGGAUUUUGCCAGCCCGUCUCCCAAGCACGCCAGUGACUUCAGGAAGACAGCCGAUUUUGACGUCCCCACGAGCCCCCCGCUUAACCUCAAUGGUCUAGGGAGCAACAGUCUUUCAAACUGGGUGCCACACUCUGGCUCUGUCGCCACCCACAAUAACCCCAUUGGCUCUCAUCAUGACCCUCAUACAUCUGCAUCCCUCAAGAAUCGGGCCCUGGAGGAACUGUCGGGCCGCCGGGGGGCAGACAAAUCGGUCUCCGUGGAGGUCAGACUGGCUGCGGAGCGUGACUGGGAGGAGAAGAGAGCCAGCCUGACCCAGUACAGUGCCCAGGACAUCAACCGCCUGUUGGAAGAGACCCAGGCCGAGCUCAUGAAAGCUAUCCCUGACUUAGACUUUGCGGCGAAGCAGAUCAACAAACCCUCAGCACCACCCGCUUCCCAGAGUGUCUCCGCAACACCAGAGCACCGGCCCAGUAAACCCCAGCAUGCUCCUCAGAAGCUCUCCAGCAAGGAGGCCAGCCCAUGUCGUGGAUCUGACGAACUGACGGUACCACGGUAUCGCACAGAGAAGCCCUCAAAGUCGCCUCCGCCUCCGCCGCCUCGCCGAAGCUUCCCGUCAUCCCAUGGACUCACCACAAACCGCACUGGAGAGGUCAUUGUCACCAGUAAAACUCUUAAGAAGGCCGAGUCAGACGAGGCAGAGGUGCAGAAACCCCUUGUCAAACUGAGGCGGGUUGCCUCAGAGGCACCGAGGCCUGCGUCCACCCCCCCUAUAAUUGCUGCUUCGGGAGUGAAGGAUGAAAAUGAUGAAGAAAAGAUAAUUGCUGAGCUGGAGGUUUUUCAGAGAACCCCAAUCAAAGUCAAAGUAUCCCCUCCCCACUCCCUGCCCAACACCUUGCGCAGGACCCGUGUCCCUCCUUCCAGCCUGGACCUGAGUUCCUCAGUUGAUCUGAGAAGGAAGACCGGCAUCAUUUCCUCCAGCAGCAGCAAGGCACCCCACUGCUCAGCCACUUCGCGCCUCAAGCACCUGCAGCAAAGCAGUCCAGAGAAGAACAAGCCAGCUAAGCAGCGUGAUGAUUUUCUCAAGGUCCAGGGCCAGCCGCAGCAAUGAACACUCCACUUACCUGGCCUUUUGCUCCUUUCUGCCCUCCUGAGCCCAGCAUUCUCUAAGUCUCCACCAAUCCUUCUGCUGCUCCCGAGGCCCAUCCCACCUGAGCCUCAUGUGCCGCCCUCAGCAGCCUGCCUACCCUGGUGCAUACUAUCUACAAGCGCCUACCUUUUUCCAGUGUAUGGGACUGAGGCCAACAGCUGGACCACAUCUGGCUCCAGCAGCCUUCCCAACUCAAAGGUUGCAGUUUCUUUUUUGUUUCUCUUCUCUUCUCUGAAUCCUACCCCAUACUCCUCCCUCUUCUUCCUCCUGCUCCUCCUCCUCUCCUGCACCUGGGGACUGUGCCUGUAGGCUUUGGGAAACAGCAGUAGCAGCAGCAGCAGCAGUAGCCUCUCGGAGACGCUCUUCAGCUCUGGUGCCCGGACCCAAAGCUUCUCGGGUCAUUCGGCCCUGGCGUCCAGCUCCGGCUACUUCACCUCGACGCUAAUGAAGCCCCCCCAGGACAGGGCUCUAUCCUCAUCCCUGCCGGCCUCCAUCCGUCCAGCCAAACCCCUCUGCCGCAGGCUGUCCAUGUCCAGCCUGAGCUCUGAAUCCAUCUUCUCCUCUGCUCCUCUCCACCAGCUGAUCAAGAAGCGGCGUCCAAAGGUCUCUACUUUUUAGACUCUGUCCACUCUUUGGUCCUCCAGAUUCCACUAUGGCUGCUUCCACCACCGCAACCACACUUUCUUCCUCAUUAUCUACCCCGUCUCUGCUGGCCUCAGUCUCUACCUCCACCUAUGGCAUCAUAUGCCCAUGACCUUGAGAAUUCUACACCGUGCAACAGCAAACCUCUCCCCAACUCUAACACCACCUAGUUCCCAUAAAAAAAAAGGCUGUGGAGAAGGAAUCCACUAGUCCUGUCCAAGCACUAUGACACGCAACAAAUUUUAGUCACAAGAUACCAAUCUUUCUGCCUCCCUCCUUAUCCCCACUCUGUAAUUGCAAGGGUAGGUGCAGGAUUGGAGAGCACUCCAGAUGGUUUUUUCUUUUUUUUUGCAGUGAAGUUUUGCACCGUGGCUAAUUCCUGGAUUUGCCACAAUGAUCCUAUUGUUGAAAUACAGACUGUUCACAUACAAAAUACUAUGGACUUGUCUAACAUGUGACCUUUGACAACAAAUAAUUCAAAUGAGCAGCCCCAUCACUUCUGAAGGUUGGUCUGAGCAUUAGUGGAAAGGAAAAAAGUAUGAAUGAUACAAAGGAGCUGAAGCCCAAAGGUUUAAAGAAACCUCACUGGUUGUACACCGCCAAGGCCUCGUUUUUCUGAUCUAUUGAUGUGUUCCAGCUUAGUAUGUUAGAUGUGUAGUGCAAUAUGCUUCCACACAGCAAAUAUUGCACAUGCUUGUUCAAUAAGCAAUGCUUGGAUCAUGUGUUGAGCACAGCAGCUCCACCUUUUCCGCAAAAGUUAUGGAGAUUUUACAAAACUUGGAGGGAACAUUGAUCUUCAGCACUGCAAAAUUACUGUCAGUAAGGACUACCACUUUGGUCAUUCUCACCAUUUCCUGACUGUGAAAUACAUGUGGAAGGUAAAGAUAUUGCAGAUAAAGUUACAUUAACAAGAAAAUAUAGUGAGUUUGUCUUAGCUCACAUAAGAGUACUGCUCUUUCCAGGAAAAACUGAACAAAUAUGAAAAACACAGUGUGGAUUUAACCUUUAAUAAAACACUAUAUAUAAUCUAAUGCUGUUAUACAUUUGUUUAGGAUAUUAUUGACUAAAUUUCAUCUUAGUCCUGAUAAUGACCUCGUCCUGCCUCUUUCUAUAAAAUGGCUAUUCUGUGUACAUUCGCCUGGGCUUUGGAAGGUAUAAAAAAUGUUGGUAACUUGUUCUCAAUGACUGGGCUUUAUGAACAGUUAGCAGUCACUGUCAUAUAGCAGCUCUGCAAAUUGCUACUGAAAGCCAGCCAAUAUGUUCCUCUUGAACUUCUACUGUAAAUGUAAAUGGAGUAGAGGGGCAAAAGUGCUCUGUGCGGUCAAGAGUUUGUGGACGCUUUGGAGAAGAUGAAAUGGUGACCCAAGCCUAUAAAAGGAAGACUUAAUGUUUAUUAUUGUAUUAUAAAAUUAUUCUUUCAAAUUAUUUCUGUCAUGCUUUGAGAUAUUAAUAUUAUUAUGGGCAAAUGAGGGAAACUGGGGCAGAAAGACAAUCAUUAUUUUGUUAAGCUAGAUGGAGAGUGGGGCAGAAGAGGUGAUGGUCUGAAAGAUGUCAGGCAGGCCAUGUAUCGUCAAAGCUGCUGUGAGCUCUGCCAUGGAAAAAAGGAAGAUUUUCAUGUUUUCCUGAAAAUCCAUUCACGAGCAGUCAUCUUGAAAGAGUACAGCAAUUUGCUGUAAAAUAUUGCUCAUACACUAGGCCAACCGUUUAUGGCGGUAGCCAGAGAUCUGAAGGCACUUUCAUACAUCAUCCUCAUAUGGCAGUGUUGGGAGAGUCCCGAGAGCUGCUCUAAAGGGUCAUUUUCUUGAGAGGUAGCCAAAGCUCAUUUCUCUGGCUCUGGAAAUAUUAUCAUUUUAGAAGAGCACAAAUGUUAUUAAAAAUUUAUGUUAAGAAUUAAUGUUAUUAAUGUUUCCUGGUUUGGUAUUCGCAGCGGUAAAAUCCCAUGCAGUCAUUUUUCCAUCUUACUAUAAUGACGGAGAGUACUGUUUGAUGUCAAAGCGAAGGAAUUAAAGGGGACCGGUUGUUCUCCCUUGACACACAGUCAGGGUAAACAUCAGGGAAUGAGACUUCUGCGCUGAAGGCCUGGAAAGGAAAGCUGGAUGAAGGGUUGGAGGUGUGCACAAAGUAGGUAUCCUUGUCCUCAACCUGUCUACCAACACAUUUCUUAUAUAUUAAGAUGUUAAUGACAGUAUAGAUUAUUCUAAAUAUUUUGUUAUAGAGCAGUAAAGGAUAAUUAGCAAUACGUGGUGAUGAAUUUGAAGAUUUAUGGGGAAAUAUUGUGUUACGCUUGUUUUUGUCAUCCAAAGUUGUUCGCAUUUGAUGCAGAAAAUUGUAUCACUUCUUCACUUUUGCUUUUAUAUCAGUCUUUAGAGUUUUAUCCAUCACAGCAAAUAAUUAACUGGAUUAGUUCAAGGCUUUCGACAUUUUUGUAGUGUCAUACUACUAAUAUUAUAGUUAUGGCCAGGUGCGAUGAUGUCAUUGUUAUUCAGUACAAUCAUGAAAUAUGAAUGAGUUUUCUAGUUUAGCUUACUGUCAGUUGUUUAAUGUAUGAUUUUAACAGAUGCAACACUAUAGAUUACACACCCACGUGCUUCAAAAACUGGGUAACUGUCAUUGGGAGGAUGUCUCCCUCCAUCCACACAACACCGUUUCAGAGCACCGAAUCCACUGCGAUGACAUGGGAAGAUAUUACGGCUCUGACGUGCCGGCCGCUUAGCUGCGUCUGAAAGGAGGUCGGUAAGGAUUGGCAAAACUCAGUGUGGCUCUUGUGAUGCUUUAAUAGUGAUCCAAAGCGGGAGACUUGAAAUGGCCCAUAGAUAUUGUGUGAAACGCCUCUUUCUAGCUGGUACUGCCAAAGGACUCUUCUGUUUUUCUUUUUUUUUAUUGGUCAUUGAUAGGUGGCCUCUUAGCGGAGGGUGAGUAAGGGGUGAACUGCCGGAAUGGGUCGGUUUGGAGAAUGCGUAGAGUUGAGCGUACAGCCCAAAUGAUGCAAGUGUCAGCAGAGAUCUAACUCAGAAAGCCCAAGAGUGCUGAAGAGAAACAGAUGCAUAAUUCAGUUGUCUAAGGAACAAGAUAAAAAUACAUCACAGGCCCUGGGUUUUCAUCUGUGCCACGCCGCUGCGGUUGAAUUGCAAUAAGUAGUCCCUCUCCGAUUGCCUGCGUGCAAGGGGGGCGCCAUCCGACUGUUACCCACACGGAGUCGGCACGACCCGAUUCACAGCAAAUAAUGAUCAAUGGGACAACCUUGGCACUGUAGCUAAAUCAAGUUCAGCCUUCGGUCGUCAAAACGUAACUGAGAAACGUUGCUGUCGCACUAGCGGACUCGAAGCGAAACCAUCAGAGAUCGAAGGGACAAGUGCAUCGAUACGGCACAAAUGCGCACCCGACAAAUACUUUCUGCUUUUUCUGGUUGGUUUUCCGAGCAAAGAAAACGGAGCGCAUGGACUAAGGAGAAAGGUGAAUACCGUGGUUGUGGAGCACUGGUUUUGGAGACCGGGAGCCAGGAGUCCAGGAAUUGGCCCUGUUUGUGCUCUCCUUAACAGUCAAGCACAGAAGUGGUUUGGUACAAAGAAGCG